This is a messenger RNA of Rotaria socialis, 336 nucleotides long. The record is from the annotation of a GenBank genome assembly. Lineage: Eukaryota; Metazoa; Rotifera; Eurotatoria; Philodinida; Philodinidae.
AUGCCGUUCAAACCUGUUGAAGUAGUCAAAUGCCCAAAAUGUAAUCAAAAUGUCUAUGCCGCCGAAGAAGUUCAAGCAGCUGGCAAAAAAUACCAUAAAAUGUGCUUUAAAUGCGGUUUAUGCAAAAAAAUGCUUGAAUCAACAACACUUGCUGAACAUGACGGCAAUUUAUUCUGUAAGCAAUGCUAUGCUCGUAAAUUUGGUCCUAAAGGUGUUGGUUUUGGCGGUGGAGCAGGCUGUCUUGGUAUGGAUACAGGUGAACAUCUCGGAAAUAAAAGUGGCUCAGAAAUGACAAAUAAGCCAAACUAUGCUGCACCACCGGGUUUCAAUCAAUAA